AAGCUUCAAGAACGGCCUUGACUUCAAGCUCGUAAAGCUGCAUGUCAUGGGAGUGUAAUUUAUACCCAUUUAUUGGUAUUUUUAUCAUUGCUUUGUUAUUUUGAAUUCAGUGCGACAAACAAGCAAAUACUUCAAGCUGCUGCAAUUGAAUUGUGCUCCUGGUGGACGGAAGGUUGCUCCAGGAUGUUACCUCAAUUGCUCAAGGCGGGUGCAGCUCUUGCUGCCACCACUGCUGCAGUAACACUUGGGAAAGGAUAUAUUGGGACUCUCCAAUCUGAAGAUGCAUCGUCAACCACAUCUGCUGAUCAAGAAGCAUCUUGGCCUGGUGACCUGGAUCAUACAAAAUUAGAGAAAAUAAAGGAUGCUGCCCGGGAGCUGGUCUUGAGAAAGAAGGAGGAGUGUGGAGCGCCGGGCGUGACAAUCGCUGUCUCAAAAAAUGGACGUCCGGUCUGGGCCGAGGGUUUCGGGUACGCUGAUGUGGAGAAUUUUACUCCGAUGACUCCGCGGCACGUGCUGAGAAUCGCCAGUAUCAGCAAACCGAUCACGAUGGCACUGGUGGCACGUGCUAUGGACGCCGGUCUUCUGGACGCGAACCACACCGUGCACCACUACCUGCCUCACUACCCGCGCCACAGCGUCGACGGCGAGCAGGUGGACAUGACCAUAGACCAGAUUGCGACGCACCAAGCGGGUAUCAGACAUUAUCAUAAGAAGCCAGAUGCUCAUAUUAUGAAGCAAAAUUCUGAAAACUCGAAGAAGAAGAAACUUGCACAUGAGGUGUUGGAACAUGAGAGUAAACGUCGCUCGAACUCGGGAGAUGAUAAGGAGUCGGCCGGACGUGCCGAUUUCGCAGACACCGACAGCGAAAAGCCAGAUUCAGGGGAAAAGAAGAUUCAGUCUGAAAAGAAGCAAACAAAGCCAGUGCCGGCCAAAGAAUUUCACACCACCGACAAGUAUGACAACGUUGGAGAAGCCCUGAGUGUCUUUAAGGAUGACGAGCUCAUCCACAAGCCAGGCUCUGACUUCCACUACUCGACGCACGGAUACACACUUAUCAGCGCUGUGCUGGAGGCAGCCACUGGGGCCCGCUUCAGAGACCAGCUGCGCCGCAUGUUCUACGCCAUGGAUCUACGCUCCACGUAUGUGGAUGAGAAUGACACCAUCAUCCGGAAUCGGUCCAGGUAUUACGUGCGUGGCAAAGCUGGCAAGCUGCAGAACGCGCAGCACGUCGACAACACGUGGAAGAUCGCCGGCGGCGGCCUGCUGUCGACUCCGACGGACCUAUGUCGGUUUGCCGACAUUAUGCUGUACAGCUGGCAGGCGGACGAAGGUGCGCAGCCGGCCGGCUACCUGCGCCCGGCCACGGCGCGCUGGCUAUGGACGCCGGCGCCGCCACCACCGCCGCCUACCGGCCGCCGCCGCCGCCCCUGGACACCCAACAGGUUCGCGCGCGGCUGGCACGUGGGUCGCGAGCAGCCGGAGCUGGGCGCCGGCCCGGGCGCCGCUAUGGUGGCCUAUCACACGGGCGGCGCGGCCGGCUGCAGCUCCAUACUGCUGGUGCGGCCCGACGGUCAGCGGACCGGGAACGACGGACGGCCGCGCGGCGUGGCGGUGGCCGUCAUUGCCAACGCGCAGGACAUCAGUCUGAGAGAGGUGGCUGACGACGUGGCGCGGCUGUUCGCCGAAUGAGAGCGCCGCAGCUGUGCGUCCUUCGAUCACCCACCGUCGCUCCGCCCUGACUAAUCACCUUCCGUUCACCAGCGAACCACCCGCUCGCCCGGCCAUCUACCACUGUCCCUCCGCUCUGGCUGUCCACCUGCCCAUCCGGCCUGCCGUCAACCUACCGGCCGAGCCUACGUACCCAGUCCACCCAUCCACCUACCCACCGACGGGCCGAGCCUACUCAGUACUCACUUAUCCACCGACCGACCGGCCUCCGCCAGUCCUUACUCUCAGACUAUCCGGCUGUCUACCCAUCGUCCACCCGCCCACCGUCUUUCCGCCCUGAAUGACCGACGCCCGUCCGUUGGCCGCCGACUGACCCGGCCCCGUCCGUCGCCCGUCCGUUGGCCGCCUCCCGCCGACUGGCCACCGUCUUCCCGCCCGAUCCCGUCCGUCGCCCCUCUCGGCCCGCCCGGUCUCGUCAUUCGCCCGCCGCCUGGUCCGCCCGGACCGCGAGACCCUAUCAACCCUCUCACCCGGCAUUGGGUCUAAACGACUGACACAGUUCCUGGUACCGGGUCUAAACGACUGACACAGUGACACAGUUCCUGGUACCUACCGAGUCUAAACGACGGGCACAGUCCCCACAGUCCCCAUCGUCCGCCAGCCACCAGCGCGGUUCAACUUAGCAGCGGAUCACUUGGAUUGCCACCAAUCUACUCCGAGGAUUCAUUUUAGUAGUGUUUAUCGCUCAUGACUUAGCGUGAUGUCCCAAUGUCGUGAUGUCCGUUGUGGUAGCCGUUUGUCAUGGUAAGGCUAGCUUUAGACAGGUCACUUUGAAGUUGAUAAGCUGUAGGUUAACUUGGAUUGAAUGGAAGAUACCUACAUAUCGACACCUUUUUUUAAACCCCACAUCUGCUCUCCCGUGAAUAUCCGGGAGGCACGAAAGAUCUCCUUUUAAAAGUGUCCAAUCGUCCGAUCCUGAUCAAAUGUGUGUGUUCGUAGG
This is a messenger RNA of Amphibalanus amphitrite, 2668 nucleotides long. RefSeq names its product serine beta-lactamase-like protein LACTB, mitochondrial. The transcript has 7 exons. NCBI's taxonomy places the organism in Eukaryota, Metazoa, Arthropoda, Thecostraca, Balanomorpha, Balanidae. The record is from RefSeq and is a predicted model, not a curated record. Bases 184 to 1689 code for a protein of 501 amino acids.